AGUAAGUUGCAGAGUUAAACAUCAUGUUUAAUAUGGUGGAUUACCAAAGUAGUGGGUAUGAUGAAUAUGAUCGGAUGAUGUAUGAUCAAGAAGAAAAUCAUAUGAUGAGAAAACGAUUAAGAUGUAGUUCUCCUGAUACAGUUCUUCUCCCUAAAGAAAACAAAAUAAGUAAUGGAUAUAUAGGAGAUGGCGGUGAGGAAGAGGGUUAUCAGGAGUCUGCCCCAAAAAGAUUUAUAGCAAACAAUCAACACUGUGGUUCUCAUGAUCAACAUGGCGGUGGCGGUGAUCUGGGAGAGGAGGGUGGCGUUCCCGUGAACGAGCAAGAAAGAUUUAUACCAAAUCAUCAACAGAGUGGUUCUCAUGAUCAAGAUGGCGGUGGCGGUGGUCAGGAAGAGGACGGUGGCGGAAUUGGGAACGACCAACAAAGGGUCCUCCUGCCUGUGAAUCCAACUCUGCCCUCGGGCUUCUUCUUCUCACCUUCUGAUGUUCAACUCUUGAAAUUCUUAAAUCUGAAAAUUAAUGAUCCAGCGGGCUUCAAAUUCAAGUUUAUACCUGAUGUGGAUGUUUAUAAGUUUCACCCUGAAGAACUAUGUCGUGGAUCUGAGAAAUUGUUUUUCACCUUCCUAGAGAAGUAUGGAAAAGAUGGGAGAACUACUAGGUUAGUACCAGGGAUUGGGUGUUGGCAUUUGAGUGGUAAAACUUACCAGGUUGGAAAUGGGAAUGGGAAGAAAAGAGGGCUUUGCUUUCGUAUUGGGAUUUCAUCAGAUUAUAUCACCACAUCCUGGCAGUUGAAGGAAUACUAUUUUGAAGAUCCAAAUCAAUCAACCCUUUGGGUUCUCUGCAAAGUUUACCAUAAGAAUUUCACAAAGGAUGACACUGAAGAUCCAAAUAGUGAUUUAAUAUUUGACUCCUCCCAUUUGAUCUAGUGGGAGUCAAUUAGUUUGGGAUGGAGCUACUGUGUAGUUGUGUAAUUCAAUUUUGGGGAUUCUAAUUCAGUUUUCACUCUGGUGUGAAAAUACAGCUGGUCUUUUUAGUUCUGUAUGUAUGGUCAUUUGAGUUUCAGGUCAAUUUUUCUUGAUGUUUCUCUUGCAUGAGAAGGUUUAAAUUUUUUCAAUU
Molecule: messenger RNA, 1116 nt
Organism: Papaver somniferum (opium poppy)
Lineage: Eukaryota; Viridiplantae; Streptophyta; Magnoliopsida; Ranunculales; Papaveraceae
Product: NAC domain-containing protein 40-like
Exons: 5
Coding region: 24-926 (300 amino acids)
Biological process (GO): regulation of DNA-templated transcription
Molecular function (GO): DNA binding
Source: RefSeq, a predicted model, not a curated record